Molecule: messenger RNA, 5271 nt
Organism: Trematosphaeria pertusa
Lineage: Eukaryota; Fungi; Ascomycota; Dothideomycetes; Pleosporales; Trematosphaeriaceae
Product: nod factor export ATP-binding protein I
Exons: 3
Coding region: 285-5108 (1607 amino acids)
Biological process (GO): lipid transport; transmembrane transport
Cellular component (GO): membrane; intracellular membrane-bounded organelle
Molecular function (GO): lipid carrier activity; ATP binding; ABC-type transporter activity
Source: RefSeq, a predicted model, not a curated record
GUCGACAACUGCUCGGAACGCGCAUCCGUUUGAUACGAUGAGGGUCCCAAGCUGCAAUUCACUCUUUCCUCCGCCUCAUUCCUUCAUAGUUACCUUUUCGUGUGCCCCGUUUGCCCAUUCCCUUAUUGCGACGUGAACCGCGCUAUCUCGAGAGCAUGCCGCAAUCCUUCGCCCGUUGAUUGAGAUCCCGUAGUACUGGGGAACGUGGCUGUUGCCACAGUUUUCGAGGUCCUACAGCUCUUAAUCCCAUUUCCCGCGCCCCAUUGCGGACCUAGACAGCCGUCAUGGCCAUCUUCUCGCAGACAUGGACGCUCACGAAGAAGACGCUGAUGGUGGUCUUCGUGCGGCACUGGUUCUUCACGAGCAUACGCGCAUUCUGGGCGCCUAUAAUCUUCAUGUUCUUCAUUACCUACGCUAAGAACUUCUUCGUCCCGCCCUCAGAAUUCGGUAUCGGAUCGCCCACGCCCCUUCGAAGCUUCGAAAACGCGCUCGGCGCCGCGGCCGGCAACCGCAAUACUGUCGUCUUCGUGAACAAUGGACAUACCGGAGGGGAUAUCGAGAGAGUUAUUGGGACCCUGACUGAUACGGUCCGCGGCGCUGGGAAGAUUGCGCAAACGGUAGAGCAGGACGUCGACCUUCUCACGACAUGCGCGAGCUCUCUAAGGGGCGCAAGUACUUGCUUCGGGGCCAUCAGCUUUCAUUCGUCGCCAACGGAAGGACAAGGAGGUGGCUGGAACUACACACUCAGGGCGGAUGGAGCAUUCGGAGAGCGGAUAUACGUCAACCAGGAGGACAACGAUAUCCAGAUCUACAUACUGCCUUUCCAGAACGCUGUCGAUAGGGCGAUUGUGUCUCUCAACGGAACCAACUUCCCCGCUACGAUCGACGAAUAUCCGUUUACCGACAAGACACAGGAGGAGCGAGAUGAGAAGAUACGGACGCUGUAUAUGGGUGCUCUGAUCGAUAUCAUGGCAGUGGCAAUCUACAUCGGCGUUUGCGGCGUCACAUACCAGCUCACCGGACAGAUGGCCUCGGAGCGCGAAGGAGGCAUCUCGCAGCUUGUAGAAGCCAUGUCACCUGCGAAGCGCCCAUGGCAUACACAAGCUGCUCGUCUUCUGUCGAACCAUCUCGCCUUUGAUAUCAUCUACCUCCCUGGAUGGGUUAUUAUGGGCAUCAUUAUCCGGCAGCUCGCUUUCAAGACUACGAACGUGGGCAUCAUGAUCAUAUACCACAUCCUGGUUGGUGCGGCAUUGACGAGCUUUUCCAUCUUCGGCGCCAGCUUCUUCCGCAAGGCUCAACUGUCCGGUAUCACCAUGGUCAUCAUUCCUAUCCUGCUGGCGAUCAUCGCGCAGGUUGCAGGUCCCUUCAACACCGGCGCUGUCGCCGUCCUGAGUCUACUGUUCCCGUCAAUGAACUACGUGUGGUUCAUCGUUUACGUAGCGCGGUUCGAGCGCGUCCUACAGCCGACCAAUCUCGUCGAAGCGGCGCCUGACUACAAGAGCCACGUAUGGACGCUUCCUGGGAUAGCCUUCUGGAUUUUCCUUAUUGUCCAGACCCUGGUGUAUCCUGUCCUCGGCGCUUUUGUUGAGCGGUGGCUUUACGGCACCGUGUCAAAGGACCGAAAAGUGUCGACUUCUUCUCCUAACCACUCCAUCAUUCUCUCGUCCUUCUCGAAGCAUUGGACGCCAAGCUGGUUCCGCGCAAAAGCCCUGUCGAAGAUCGGUAUCAAACCCCCGGAGACCGUUUUUGCCGUCAAUGACCUUAGCAUCAAGGCGCGCCGGGGCCAGAUCAUGGUUCUUCUAGGAGCCAAUGGCAGCGGGAAGUCGACCACCCUGGACGCCAUCGCCGGCUUGAACACGAUUACAAGCGGCUCCAUCGAGAUUGACGGCACCGGAGGCCUCGGCCUAUGUCCACAGAAAAACGUCAUGUGGGACGAGCUCACAGUCUUCGAACACGUCCAAAUAUUCAACCGACUGAAGACACACCCUGAGGGUGCCACGGAUGACAAGGAGACCAUCAAGAACCUCAUUAGAGCCUGCGACCUGGGACACAAGAUGAAGGCGCAGUCGAAGACGCUAUCGGGAGGUCAGAAGAGGAAGUUGCAGCUUGCGAUGAUGUUCACGGGCGGAAGCAGGGUAUGCUGUGUUGAUGAGGUUACCUCUGGCCUCGACCCUCUCUCGCGCCGCAAGAUUUGGGAUAUCCUUCUCGCAGAGCGUGGCGACCGCACCUUCCUGUUUACCACGCAUUUCCUCGACGAGGCUGAUGUGCUUGCUGACUACAUUGCCAUUCUCUCUCGCGGUAACCUCAAGAGCAAAGGUACAUCGGUGCAGCUCAAGCACGAAGUAGGCGCAGGUUAUCACGUCACUUAUCCCAAGGAUACCCCAAUCACCCCCAGUAACGGAGUGCGUAAGCCCGCUCCUUCUGAGGCCAUGAUACAGUAUUGGUUCCCCGAUGCUCUUGCAGCCACCAAGUUCGUCGACGACCUUCGCCAGCAUGGCGUGAAGAACUACGAUAUCGUCGGUCCCACGCUAGAGGAUGUGUUCCUGGCGCUCGCAGAGGAGAUCAAAGACCUGCACAAUCUUGACUCGGGGGAGCCUACGCCCGCCGACGCGCCAAAGGAUGCUGAUCUUCUCUCUCGUCCCACGUCCGAGCAGAACUCUGAGGCCGACAAAGGUCCGCAGAUGUCGAAGGGCUUGGGUACUUCGAUGCCCAAGCAGACGCUUAUCCUAAUUCAGAAGCGCUUCACAAUCCUUCGUCGGAACUACUGGCCCUACGUGUGCGCUGUCCUCAUUCCUAUCGUCGCAGCCGGUCUCGUCACGUUGUUCCUGAAGGGUUUCGAGGCAGUGGGCUGCGAUCCCGGAGAUGCAGCCAAUGAUCCAGACGUGUUCUCGCUCGCAAACGUCGAUGUCAACCCAUUGAUUCCCAUCGGCCCUUCUAGUCUCAUCGACGUCAGCAUUCUCGCAGAGCGCUCCGGGCUGAAUGAGUCUGCGUUCCAUCUUGUCAGCACGCUGGAUGAGUUCAACGACUUUAUCCAGGCACGAUUCCACAACGUCACGCCGGGCGGCUUCUUCCUCCAGGAGAACGCCCCGCCACUUAUGGCAUACCUCGGCAACGGCGGUAUCAUCGGAGGCUUGGUGACGCUGGCCGCUUUGGAUGAUACUCUUACUGGCAUUCCGAUCUCGACACAAUAUCAGCAAUUUGCCGUACCGUUUGCUCCUGGGAUGGGGAAGACUUUGCAGCUGAUUCUAUACUUCGGCCUAGCGAUGAGCGUGUAUCCUGCUUUCUUCGCAUUGUACCCGACUGUGGAGCGUUUGAGGAAAGUGCGAGCAUUGCAUUACAGCAACGGAAUCAGAGCGGCGCCGCUGUGGUUGGCGUAUCUGAUUUUCGAUUUCUGUUUCGUCGUUUUGAUUUCCGCUGUCGUCACCGGAAUCUUCGUUGGGGCUUCCUCCGUAUGGUACAAUCCCGGCUAUCUGUUCGUUAUCUUCUUCCUCUACGGUCUGACCUCGAUCCUCUUCUGCUACAUAAUCUCCAUCAUUGUCACCUCCCAGCUCGCCACCUUCGCUUUCGCGGCCGGAGGUCAAGCCUCUCUCUUCCUUCUAUAUUUCAUCGGAUACAUGUCGAUCCUCACGUACUCUCCAGCAUACCGCAUCGACAGCGACAUUGAGAUCUUCCACUUUGCUUUCGCAACCAUAACGCCCUCUGGCAAUCUCCUUCGGACAAUGCUCCUCUCGCUGAACUCCUUCUCCCUGCUCUGCGACGGCAGCCAGAUAAGGGCCUACCCAGGGGAUAUUAACGUGUACGGCGGACCUAUUCUGUACCUGAUCGUACAGGCCAUCAUCCUCUUCAUCGCGCUGGUAUGGUGGGAUUCCGGAUACAGACCGCCGAUCUUCAACCGUUCCAAGUCACGCCAACGCCACUCCGAGGAGGACGUUGACCUGCUCGACCCUGCCGUCGCCCAUGAGAUCGCUCGUACCGAACAAUGUAAUGAUAGUCUCCGUGUUCUUCACCUGCAUAAGGAAUUUGGCAAUAACCACGCUGUUAACGACAUGACCUUUGGUAUCCCGCAAGGCCAGGUAUUCGCUUUGUUGGGACCCAACGGAGCUGGAAAAUCGUCCACUAUCUCUCUCAUCCGCGGCGAUAUCCACCCCACCACUAGUAUCAACGGCGGAGGCGACGUUCUCAUCGAAGGUAUCUCGGUUAUCUCAAAGCGCGCAGUAGCCCGCGGCCAUCUUGGUGUAUGCCCCCAGUUCGACGCCAUGGAUACCAUGACCGUCACCGAGCAUCUGCACUUCUACGCUCGCGCUCGGGGAGUCCCCGAUCUAGAGUCUUCCGUUAACGCAAUCUUGGCUGCUACUGGCUUAUCUCGCUUCCAGACCCGACUCGCGUCGAAACUUUCCGGUGGUAAUAAGAGGAAGUUGAGCUUGGGUAUCGCGUUGAUGGGGAACCCUAGCGUCUUAUUACUGGAUGAACCGUCUUCCGGUAUGGAUGCCGCAGCCAAGCGAGUCAUGUGGAAAACGCUUCUCGGUGUCGCGGCGCCUGGACGAGCUUUGCUGAUUACUACGCAUUCAAUGGAAGAGGCGGAUAAGCUGGCUACGAGAGUGGGCAUCAUGAAGAGGAAGAUGCUUGCGCUGGGCACUGUCGGCGAGCUGGGUGACCAGUACGGUGAUGCUUUUGUGGUGCAGAUGGUGCUCAAGUCUGCGCCGGAAACGACUACGGGGGAGAUGGACGCCGUUAAGGAGUGGGUGAGGCAGAAGAUACCAUGCGUACAGAUGGACAAGUGGGGUUCGAGGGGUGGAGGACAUGGCCAGCUGCGGUUCAAGGUGCUCAAGGCGGCUACAUCCCCUCACCACCAUUCUCCUGAGAAGAACGGCUCGACUGUCCAGGAGAUAUCAUCGAUGUCCAAUACCGACGACAUUGGCGGCAUUCCCGGUCUUAUCCAGCUGCUCGAAUCUCACCGCAACGAAAUCGGGCUCGAGUACUACUCCGUCUCUCCCACGACGCUGGAUGAGGUCUUCCUAAAGGUCGUCGGUGAGGAGGAAGAGGAAGACGGGAAGAAGAAGAAUAGGAUUGGGAAGUGGGGAUGUUGGGGACUUUGCCGUGGAGCAUAGGGUAAAGGAAGGAGGAGGAAGGGGAGAGAAGGCGGGAUAAGGAAGUCUAGAGGCUUCUGCGUGUUUUGGCUGAGUAUGAUCAUCGUCAUGCCUUGCGGCUGGAUAUAGAGAGCAUAAGUGGUCGGAUAUACCCAUGGUACAUACAUAGAUGAAUCAAACCCCC